AAUUAUUUUCAUUUGCAUAAAGGAGUGUCGCUCGAAGGAACUUACAGUAAAUUGGCCGGAUCGAAGUAAUAUUGCUAAAAAGGAAGUUGUUUGAGUGUUUAUUUCCAGCUUCAAGCAAAAGCUUUCGAAAGGCACAAGAUGAACUUAAAAGGAAGAAGUACCUUCGCCUUCAUAACAACAGUUGUGUUGAUCUGGAAAGUUGACUCGUAAGGACUGGAAACUGCAUCACUACCAAGGCUAUCAGGUCUUUUCCAUCCUCCGCUGACCAUUUCCGUCCGAAACCAAAACGAAAGGGGAAUUUUAAGUGACUUCUUAAUCCACAUUAUUCGCAAAUGCUUUAUUCCAGAGCGCCCAACAACCGCUUGAUCCAUUGAUAUCACGAUGUUUAACUCUACAGCGGAUUUUAUAGAAAAUAUGAAGGAGAAUAACUCGGAUAUUGCAUUUCCAAUCACGCGUCCUUUAAAGAUGUUUUUGACUGGUGAAAACUACAACGGGUCACGUUUAAUGUUUAAGGAGCUCAUUAAAACUUCAGGGUAUUCUCUGAUCAUGAACGUGAAAAAUUUCAACAGAAAAGCCAAUUCAAUCAUCUUCAACACACUGGGUGAGACGAUCUGGCCUAUUGUCAUCCUCACACUUCUUAUAGCUGGCAUCUCAGGAAUAUGUGUAUGGGCUUUGGAAACUUAUUUCAACGAAGAAGAAUUUCCCCGAUCUUUCACGAAGGGGGUGUACGAGGGAUUUUGGUGGGCCUUCGUCUCCAUGACGACCGUAGGCUAUGGAGACAAGACCCCUAAGUUUGUUUUGGGUCGUAUAUUUGGCGUGUUUUGGAUCUUCCUUGGCUUAGUUGUCAUAGCGAUGUUCACGGCUACAGCUACAAGCGCUCUUACUAUCGAUGCCGAGGCCUUGGCGCGGGUCGCAGGAAACAGGAUCGGUGUAAUGCGGAAUACGACAGCGAUGGUAGACGCAAAUAAACUAGGAGCCAAGGAAGUGAAAGAGUUUUCAUCAAAAGAAGCCAUGCAGCAUGCCCUUCGGGUAGAUGAAAUAGAUGGCAUUUUGAUGGACAAGUACAUGGCUUCCUACAUGGUCUACAAAAUGAAUGACUCAGAUUUCAAAGUAUUUACUGAAUACAGAGCGGAAAUUCCUUAUGAGCUAGCGCAUCGUAAUACCCAGUUCCUCAACAAUAAAUUUAAAGAUGACGGUUGCGCUGGUGUUCUCCUCAGUAAAAGCGAUGUGGACGGCCUCCUUAUCAAGUACCUAAAGCCAGUUGAGGCUUACAACGCCGAUAGUGACUCCAUUAGUUUAUUCUCUGGCAAGAAUCAGUUCACGCGCGAGGUCCUGCUAAUCAUCAUGGGCGUGUUCCUUGGUCUUUUAGCCGUCGGGCUUGUGGCAGAAGUUGUGAUCAGGGCCAUCAAGCGAAGUAAUAAAAAAGUGAAGAACUUUGCAGACGAAAUCGACUUGAAAGAAGUAAAAGUACAUAAUUCCAAAGGACACCUUAAAGAUAUUGAAGACAAAGUGAGUCAAUUGGUGAACGAAGUCGGUAAACUGCAAGAGCAGCUGGCAGCUAUGACUUCUUCAGUAAACGAUACUUUAGGGGGACGAGACACUUCCCACUUUUAGGACGAGAACAAUGGAGGCUGAAUUCCCAGACAACAUCGUCACUAUGCUUCACUGACCAAGAUAGCGACGUUGAAAUUGAGUUUUCUUUAUCCAGUACAGCACCUCCAGCAACCUAACCAAUGACUCGCAAGACUGUUUUUAUAUCUCUCGCAAGUAAGACAUAAUUCGCAUAAAGUGAAAAAAAUGUUCAUCGUUGGAAAUUUGUAAGUGUAAGAGUAUAGCAUUAAUCAAGGUAAAGGGGAAGGUCUUAUUUGAUGAUACAAAUUUCCCUUGGCUUAAACACCAAUGCAUCUGUUAACCUUCUUCGAAGAGACAUCUCUAGCUAUCCCCAUAGGAUCCAGCUCUUGAUGUCCUUGCGACAAAAGUUGCACCACACUAUCAUCUAUGUACGGAAUGGAUACGCAGGAAAUUAGAUUCAGAGGAACUCCCCGAAAAAAGGAAAACAUCCCUUAUCGCAAAGGAAUCCAAAAGAAAGGCGUUUGUAUCAAGUGCUCACCGCGAAUAAUGUAACUACAAUGACAUUUGUUGCUUCUGUUCUCUAUAACGGGGAGAAAACUCGAACAUACAUUUUUUUGCACCUUUUCCUUAAACAAAUGUAUGUUACUUAUUUUCCAUAGGAUCAACCCUUUUUGCUUGGGAGACCAACGCGUGUGUAUGAGUGUAAAUGGGAUUUUCUGUAGUUCAUUAGUAAAUUUCGUUGAGAUAAAAGGGAAUUGAGUCUGUUUCUAGACCAGUACGAAUCCAGACACAGAGCAGUGAGGACAUACUGGUCCUUGAUGAAAAAAAGAAAAAAAGGAAACCCUUUCUGUCUUAAUGUUUCCGACUUCGCCUCAAGCUUCCCAUAGAAAUAGUCUUGUCUGGACGACAACAUUUGCUUAGUCCUUAGGACGUGAAAAGGUCUUAAUAUUUAAGUUAAUGCUUUGUAAAAGUAGCCUAGUAAAAUGUCCAAACUUUAUGAAAAUUAAAGGCUAUGAACUACG
Stylophora pistillata is the source of this 2594-nucleotide messenger RNA. RefSeq lists its product as uncharacterized. Gene Ontology annotation, biological process: action potential; potassium ion transmembrane transport. The record is from RefSeq and is a predicted model, not a curated record. Gene Ontology annotation, molecular function: ligand-gated monoatomic ion channel activity; delayed rectifier potassium channel activity. Gene Ontology annotation, cellular component: voltage-gated potassium channel complex; membrane. Lineage: Eukaryota; Metazoa; Cnidaria; Anthozoa; Scleractinia; Pocilloporidae.